CAAAGGACUAUUCGUGAAAAUGAAUAUAAUAAUUGAGAACUUAAAUAGUACUCCCUCCGUCCGGUAAUUUUCUUCCCGGAUUGACUUGGCACGCCUAUUUAGGACUAUUUAAAAAUAAAUAAAGUUUCCAAAAAAGCCCCUAGUUUAAAAGCAAUAAAGAAAAACAAUAAAGUUAAGGGAUGGGGCACAUUCAUUAUCCCAGUACAAAAAAGGACGGCACAUUUAUUUUCUCAAUACAAAUAAGGACGGAGCAUUCAUUAAACACAAAAAUUUGGAUUACUCCCUCCACUUUUCCUUCCAUUACAAAAGAGCUCAAGGUCCAUUUUUUUGUAAGUAGAGUCCCUGUGAGGAAGAGUUGACACUUCUUUAGAUCUGAUCCCUUGGCCAUCGUUUUGCUCAUGACUGUCUACUCCUUCGUACGAGUUUGGUAUCACCACUUCACCGUCUCCCUGCAACUCUCCUUGCAUGCAGUUCAAUCUGCCACCAGAAGCAUCUUGAAGAUGUUCUAGAGGAGUUUCAGGAAUAAUAGAGAGAAGAUAUAUAUAUCCUCUGUUUCCAUUUAAAUUGAAAGACUUUCCAAUAAAAAAAUUGAAAGAAAAUGUGUGAAAAAAUUGAAAGAAGGUGAAGAAGAGGAACAGGACGGAGUAGAAGAGAGAGAGAUUGGGGAUGAUUUAAAGAAGAUGAAGAUAAAGAUGUAGCAUGUCAAACACAAAACUCAACCAAAUGACCGUUUUUGAACGUAGAAACGAUCUAUACAAACAUUCUAGUCACUAGAUAUAUCUACGGGCUUACCUCAAAGCUUAUCGAAGGUUUUGAGAAUUUUCCGGCGAAACUUCCGGCGAUGAUUACUCCCAAUUCCGGCGACUUCGGCGGCAACCAACAACACCAGACUGCUCUCCUUACUCUUAUGAGCACAAUGGUAUAUAUUUCCAGAAAAUUGGUGAAGAAUUGGACAGCGAAUCCAAUUGUUCAUGAGUCGCAAUAUGUCAGAUCGUCAGCAGACUGUAGUAUUGGCGAGUAUGUCAUUGUCAAUAGAAAUCCAAAGUUCAUGGCUACGGCGGUAGAUUUAAGAAGGGAGUUGGUAAGGAUAAAAAUAAGGCUUACCUAUGGAGGAGGCAACGUUGGCCUUCAAGGAGCUAUUGCUUCAACGGUCUAUACCAAUGGUGGUAUAGUUAGAAGCUUCAUUCCAGGGUACAUAGCGACACGACAGGUGUACGGACCUACGUAUGGUGCAGAAUACACAGUUUCUAGCAACUACUAUAAGUACUUCGAGAUGAAUCAUGUUGUGGAAGCCUUCAUCGUACUUCCUGGAGGGAUUGACACUAUGGAAGGUUUGUUCACUUUGAUCUCAUGGGCAUCCGAAGGGUUGCACAGUAAACCCAUUGGUCUCUUGAACAUUGACGGCUAUUUCAAUAACCUAAUCAAAUUUCUAGAUGAUGCGGUGAGACAGAACUUCAUGGCUUCCAUUCAGAGGAAACUUUUCAUUUCUUCUUUCUUUAUUGAUGAACUUUUAGACAAGCUAGCGUUUGCUAAAGCUUUUCCGGGUCCUGAGGCUAAUUAUGACGAGUUUGCAAAUCCCGGGGGAAUAGAUUUAGAAUUGCAUUUGUAAUAUUACUUUAUGUAAUUUCAGUUGAAUUUGUGUUGGAAUAAUAUUGUCUAUGAACAUUAUGAGUUAACCAUAAAUAUUAUUCUAAGCUGCAUGGCGAGUGCAAGUCAGAAAAAUAUUUAUUUUCAACGUCAGAAUGCAUCAUGUAAAUAUCAAACAUUUUCUUCAAGAUGGGUUGAAUGAAAGAUUUUAUUAUACAAAGUGUUCAACACACGAAGAUUCAAACAGUUAGGAAUAUUUUUGGGAUACAAAUCGAAAGAUAAUUUCUUGUUUACAUAAGGUUUCUACAUUAUUCAAUAUAUCCUCGAGCCCUUGUAGCACCUUAGGAUCUUCACAGAGUAUCAUCCUUGGGUUGGAUUCUUUGAAUUUUUUCGUGUUUUAGAACGUUGACUUGUUCCUGAGCGAACAGGUUGAUUUUGGACAGAAGUAACUGAAUAUGAUUUAGGGUUAGAAGGACAUUCUCGUUGGAAAUGUCCAGGUUUACCACAACUUAGACAUAAUCCUUGCGCACGCCAGCAAUCUCCUGGAUGGUGUCUUUUACAAACGUUACACUUUGGAUGUUUCCAUACUCUCAUUUUGUUCAUGGAUGACGUUGAUUGAAUUGUCAUCCAUUUUUGAGUGUAGGGAACUAUCAAUUUCUUGCAGGGGUCUCUUCCCACUUGUAUUUGGUCGUUCAUUUAAAUUGACAACCUCAAUCUUCAGACUUUCAUAGUAAUCACUUAGAUCUUUGUCGGCUUUAGAGAUUAGGUCUGUAACACCCCAAUCCGUAUAACCCGGAAUUACACGAAUUAAGGUGAAACGAGGGAUAAAUAAAAAUUUCGCUUGACAUUUGAAAAUGAAAAUUUAUUAUAAAUAUUAAAUUUACAGACUCUGGAUCGCGACCCAUUUAAAAAUAUUUUCAGAGUAAUGCGAAAGUACAAUAAUAAUCAAAUCAUGACAUAUUUUAAAAUAUGUUGAUCAUACAUUUGCCUGCUAUCCUUGCAUCUCCUCUGACUCAAUGCCCUCCGGGAAUGGUUCCAUCAUUGUCUUCUUGUUACCUACGUGUAGUCAACGAAAAAUACAAACUACACGCUCAGCGAAACCGCUGAGUGGUACCACGCUAGAAUUGUAGAAUGAUUCACAGACGUAUACAUAUACAUAUAUAUACGUCCACAAAUGUAUAAUAAUAUUCAUGAUAUGGCACAUUAUAUCAUAUGGUCAAUUUGAUGAUUCAUGAUGAUAAAUAUUCAAUAAUAAUUACAUGAUGGCACAAUUAAUCAAUUUGCUUGUGAGGAUGAUUACAUGAUACUCAUAUAAUCAAUAUACUUGUUCUUGAUGAUGAAUACAUGACAUCUAUGUAAUCGAUGUACUUGAUGAUGAUAACAUGAUGCGUAAUGGAUGUCACACAUAGUCAUGAUGAUUUUACUUGAUGAUGACUUCAUGCUGUAUGAUUCUAAGUCGCAAAGACGAGCCUUGAGCUAUGAGAUCCGCCCAUUUGGUACGACGAACUCACGCAGAAAUAGGGGUGGUACUCGAAAACCUAAGUACCAUGUACGUACACUAAGCCCGGUCCGUGAUGUCUGACUGCUAAGUCCCGCACAAUCACAACUACAAGAGACGCACUUCCGCCUGAUCUCUUGCGCAUGCACAUGAUGUGAUAUGUUUCAAUAUGGAUGAUGAAAUGAAUCACAUGAUAUGAACAAUUUGUAAACAACAUGAUUGGAUAAAUAUACUUUAUUUUAUUUGGAUGAAAUCUGAUAAAAAUAUCAUUUAAUUAAACUACGGGGCUCGGAACGGUCAACCGUUUGGCGGAACGGUCGACCUUGAUCUUCAACAGUU
This is a messenger RNA of Cuscuta campestris, 3424 nucleotides long. NCBI's taxonomy places the organism in Eukaryota, Viridiplantae, Streptophyta, Magnoliopsida, Solanales, Convolvulaceae. The record is from the annotation of a GenBank genome assembly.